Messenger RNA from Fusarium verticillioides 7600, 1514 nucleotides. RefSeq lists its product as hypothetical. The transcript is spliced from 2 exons. The record is from RefSeq and is a predicted model, not a curated record. Bases 466 to 798 code for a protein of 110 amino acids. NCBI's taxonomy places the organism in Eukaryota, Fungi, Ascomycota, Sordariomycetes, Hypocreales, Nectriaceae.
CGCUCUCACUCCCUCAGGUCGGCUGCCCUGCAGAAUUUCUCUCCAGUGGAGGCUUGGUUGUUAGUCACUGGCUCGACGGCCUAGCAGGCUCAUCUGCUCACUGGACGAGGCCUUGGCAGACCUUGGCUGAAUGACUCGGGUCGGAUGGCAAAUUGAACAGCAAAUCUUUCAAUAGGUCCAGGCCCGAGAUGGGUGAAUCUUUUCUCAAAGCUUGAUGAUUCCCCCUCUCCAGGGGUCUCAAGCGAGAGAAGAGACCUGAACCAACGCCAGCCACUAACCGGGGUGAUUGGUUAGAUAGAAUUCGCAUGUAUCUCUUGACCACGGUGAAUCCCUUAGUGGUGUAAGAAUGGCGUCAGUGUGUGUUUGAGCAAACCAGAUCCAGGCAAAGAGCAAUAUCAAGUUCGGGGACUGUGCACUCAGCCAUGGGCAUGGCAUGAUCAGCACAAUAGCAUAACACGGCACAUAAUGAGGAUAUACCGCUCAAGCACUAAACCACUAGUCAGACACCUUAAAGGUCCCUGCUUAGACGAAGGAGGUUUACGUUACCCCAGAUGCACCUCAUUCCCCAGAAAGAGCCUCGUACAGCCUGGUAGCCUGGCCCUGUAUUUCGACGUUCGUGAGCCACUCAAACAACAACGUGGACGGAACAGAAAGCCGUCAGAGGUUGGAGCAUAUCACCACAUCCCAGAUCAUCGCUCAAAUGCCGCGAGCGGAUCAUUCCAAAAUCGGAGCUCGGUGAAGGAUAGAUUGAGUUUGCGGAGACAUUGGGAUGUCGUUGCUACGAAACAGUCGGUCUAAGAUGUUAACGCGGGUAGCUGAGAUGGAAGAGGAAGGUUUUAUAGUGUUGUCUCCAAGGCCCCUCCGUUGUGGGUUUGAUACCUGUCAUAAAGUUAACAGAAAUUGAUUGAGUCAUUACGAACACGGUCGACUAUCGAGAUACUUCGUCUAAUGAGGCAACAUGGAAGAUAAGCCCAUAUUCACACAUGGCAUCUUACAAGCCUCAUUCCAUUUCAUUUCUUGUUCAAUUCAACUCAGCACCCAUUUGAAUUUAUUGGUAUGCGAAACUAUGAUUCAGGCGAUCAUGGGUUCUCAUAGUGCAUCACCAGAAUUAUUGGUGACCUUCGAAUCCGCCAAGAAAAGCCUUACUCAAGUUCUGGAUAACGACACCUCCAUGGCUAUCGAUUAUUCAAUCCGCGGUUCGAACAGUGGUUGUGAAACCAACGGCUGUCAAACCAAAGUGGUCAAUUGAUGUGGUACAAUGGAUGAGAACAUCGCCCUUGAUACUGUGUAGUCAGAAUAAGACCGCACUUGAGCUCAAAUCAUUUGGUUUAUUUGAAGUUCUAAUUUAAUCAACGGGUAUAAUUCACUGUACUGCAUAAAUAUCAGUAUGGUAAACGUGAUUGACUGCCCAACCCCUCUCUAGUCAAGUCAUGACCAGGUCAAACUGUCCCACGUUUCUCAAGCAGUAAAAUCGAAAGAAACCGAGCUCCACGUUUCUUGAAAUGCAAACCAGU